This is a messenger RNA of Acipenser ruthenus (sterlet), 1514 nucleotides long. RefSeq names its product serine/threonine-protein phosphatase 4 catalytic subunit-like. Gene Ontology annotation, biological process: double-strand break repair via homologous recombination; peptidyl-serine dephosphorylation. NCBI's taxonomy places the organism in Eukaryota, Metazoa, Chordata, Actinopteri, Acipenseriformes, Acipenseridae. Bases 338 to 1261 code for a protein of 307 amino acids. The record is from RefSeq and is a predicted model, not a curated record. The transcript is spliced from 9 exons. Gene Ontology annotation, molecular function: protein serine/threonine phosphatase activity. Gene Ontology annotation, cellular component: cytoplasm; nucleus.
GCGGCGCGGACCGGGAUCGCGCACCCGGGACCGGAAGCGGCGCGCGUAUUUCUUUUUUUCGACGCGGAGCGGAGAUUGAGAGAGAGAGAAAUAUCAAAACUUUUUUUUUUUUAAAAAAUUCACAGGUAAUAAAUAAAUAAAUAAGGAAAAAAUAAGUUUAAUUUUAUCAAGGGAGUCGUUUAAUUGGUAUGUGUUCGCCGUUUACGUUUCAGUUUCGUCCGUGUCAUCCAAUCACCUAUCUCUCCCUCUCUUCAUCUGGGUCUCCUUGCUGCAGUACCCCCCCCCUCCCCCCCCUCGCUCGCUCGCUGGCUGGCUUGUCUGUCUGUGUCUGUGAGCCAUGGCAGAUAUCAGCGACCUGGACAGACAGAUUGAGCAGCUACGCAAGUGUGAACUGAUCAAGGAGAACGAAGUGAAAGCCCUCUGUGCCAAAGCCAGAGAGAUUCUCAUUGAAGAAAGCAACGUUCAGAGGAUUGAUUCUCCGGUAACAGUAUGUGGUGAUAUUCAUGGGCAGUUUUAUGACCUCAAAGAACUUUUCAGAGUAGGGGGCGAUGUUCCAGAAACGAAUUACCUCUUCAUGGGCGACUUUGUGGACCGAGGGUUCUACAGCGUCGAGACGUUCCUGCUCCUCCUCGCGCUUAAGGUGCGCUAUCCAGACAGAAUCACCCUGAUCCGAGGGAACCACGAGUCCCGGCAGAUCACGCAGGUGUACGGAUUCUACGAUGAGUGCCUGAGGAAGUACGGCUCUGUGACUGUGUGGAGAUACUGCACCGAGAUCUUCGACUACCUGAGCCUCUCCGCUAUCAUCGACGGCAGGAUAUUCUGCGUGCAUGGAGGCCUCUCCCCCUCCAUUCAGACUCUGGACCAGAUCAGAACGAUAGACAGGAAACAGGAAGUGCCGCACGACGGGCCCAUGUGUGAUCUGCUGUGGUCCGACCCAGAAGACACCACAGGCUGGGGGGUGAGUCCGCGGGGGGCCGGCUAUCUCUUCGGCAGCGAUGUCGUCGCUCAGUUCAACGCAGCCAACGACAUCGACAUGAUCUGCAGAGCCCACCAGCUGGUGAUGGAGGGUUACAAGUGGCACUUCAACGAGACGGUGCUGACCGUGUGGUCCGCCCCUAACUACUGCUACCGGUGUGGUAACGUGGCUGCGAUCCUGGAGCUGGACGAGCACCUGCAGAAGGAGUUCAUCAUCUUUGAGGCGGCGCCACAGGAGACCAGGGGCAUCCCCUCCAAGAAACCUGUCGCUGACUACUUCCUGUGACCGACCCCCCCUGACCCCCAGCCUGCCUGCACACUUCCUGUGACAGAAGGAAUCAACUUCCUCCUCUCUCUCUCUCUCUCUCUCUCUCUCUCUCUCUCUCUCGUUCCAAUCUGACCAAUGUCUUGUGCCGAGGAGAGGCUGUCAGUACUCUGUUUUCAUUCGAUUUAUUUCCACGUUCUGGUGCUUGAUUGAAAAAAAAGAGGCUUUGUUUUUUUGGUUUUUUUUCUAAAUAAUAAAUGAAUUACUUGCUGUA